This is a messenger RNA of Chlorella variabilis, 699 nucleotides long. RefSeq names its product expressed protein. The coding region runs from base 1 to 699 and encodes 232 amino acids. The record is from RefSeq and is a predicted model, not a curated record. NCBI's taxonomy places the organism in Eukaryota, Viridiplantae, Chlorophyta, Trebouxiophyceae, Chlorellales, Chlorellaceae. The transcript has 6 exons. Gene Ontology annotation, biological process: pollen development.
AUGUCGCUCCUGGCCCACUUCGGGCGCUCUGGGGCGAAGCGGCUGGCCCCUGCAGGCGCUCGGGCGCUGGGCCAGACGGAGCAGUUUAGGCAGUUUGCGGCAACCCCCGCCCAGCCCGCACAGGAUGAAGACAUCGUGCUGUCGUCAUUCCGCCAGUCGCAGCAGCAGUAUCAGCAGCUGAUGCAGGGCCUGCAGAACAUCAGCCUGCCCCUGACCGGCGACGAUGCGGCGAUCAAGAAGUAUGCGGCCGAUGUGGAGGCUCUGAAGAAGCAGAUUGGCAUGCCCGACGUGGAGGAUGUCAUCAGCGCUGAGCUGGACUACAAAUUUGCGUGCACCGGCUACGCCGUGCGCCAGUUUGUGACCGAGGCGCUGGAGAGCAUGAGCCUGGGCGGCAGCAUGGCGGCGGCCAAGGCCGAGAUCAUGGCGGCGCUGGACGAGGCUGAGAAGGCGGGCGGCGGCGAGCUGGACUCUGCCAACGAGAAGGGCUGGCAGGUGCUGACCGCCAAGCUGGGCGAGAUUGAGAAGAAGUAUGGGCUGGCAGACAAGGGCAAGGUUCGGGAGGAGGCCAUCUUUGAGAUGUACAAGCAGCACAUCAACCAGCUCCGCACCACGGUGCUGAGCGACAUGAACAAGGCGCGCACCGAUGACCUGGCCGACAUCCAGCCCAGCCUGACAGGGCUCAAGCCCAAGCUGGUGUGA